Messenger RNA from Rodentolepis nana, 336 nucleotides. Lineage: Eukaryota; Metazoa; Platyhelminthes; Cestoda; Cyclophyllidea; Hymenolepididae. The record is from the annotation of a GenBank genome assembly.
AUGGCGAUUCUGGAUGAAGAUGGAAAAUUGAGUCAAGACAGUGAACAUGAAUUCGAUUGUAUACUAACAAAGUACUCUCUGCUUGCAAUUUCCUCGCUUGAGGAUGAAUUAAAACCACUGAGUAAUGAGCAGAGAAUUCCGGGUAUUCUUCCAAGCGAUUUCAUUGGUCAUCAAGGUUUGAGCGAUAGAGCUGUGGAGAACCACAAGCGGUUGAGGAUCGGGUUUCGAGCUGACAACGCCUCUUCUUUCUUCCACCACAGUUCUAAGGUUACUGAUUCUGUGAGUUUUCCUAUGCUUUGGUAUAGAACCCCGGGUGACCGCUAUCCUAGAAGCUAG